AUGGAUGGAACAUGGACGGACGUCCGACGGAGGAAACCACCGGCGAUUCAAGCAAUCACUAAUUUUUUUGUUGAAGGAUUCCCUGAUGGCACAAGUAAAGGUGAACUCCGGAAGACUUUUGCAAGAUAUGGACAGGUGGUGGAUGUUUACAUCGGCGGAAGAAAGGACUACAGGAAGAAGAAUUACUCAUUUGUAAGAUUCCACGGAGUAAGAGAGGUGAACAACUUGGAAAAGAACUUACAGGGCAUCAUUUGUCAUGGGCAGCAACUUGAGGUAAACUUGGCUAAACAUCAAAGAAAAACUAAGGGUCCAAAAAUUCCUACCUUCCAUAGGGAGGCUGCACUAGAAAUCAAUCUCAGGUAUGUUCCUCAUCCUUCUUCCUCUGUCUUGCAUGCUCAUGACUUUAGAACCAGAACUUAUGCACAAGUAGCGAAGGCCUCAACAACAAAAUCAACUAAGCCAUUAAGCACACCAGUUAUCCUAAAUCCAAACACAAGCAUGAAACAUUGGAUCCAGAAAACAGUCCUAAUUGGUGAAGCCUUCAGCCUUGACCAUAUUGCUAACCUCCCGGCUUCUCUACUUAUGAACGAAAAUACAAAGUACCUUGGUGGUCUUAGGAUUGCCCUAAAGUUCAACCACUCAAUGGAUGCAACUCAAUUCCUGGAGGAUAACACUAGAUGGAAAGAUUGGUUCAAAAAAUUAUCAAGUGCAGAUCAAGUGAUCAAUCCAUUCAGUCAUAUCAUCACCAGACGCGACUUCUCUAUGGGAAACGUAGGUGUAUUAACAACCAAAAAGAGAUGGAUAAAUGAGACGGUUAACAUCAUGGCAGACGGAAUAUCGUUUAUGGUGGGUGUUGUAGAAUACACCGAUGACUGGUCUCCUUUCCAUCCGGUCCCAUUUGACAAAGUGGUGGAGGAAUCGGAAGAUGAAGAGGAGACAAAAAAUGAAGACGACGAGGACGGGAUCUCCGACACAUACAUGCAAGACGACGCAAACGAACUAGAGGAAGCGUUGCCGCUCACGAAAGAAAAUCGUGACAGUGCAAUUAAUGGGAGCAAUUCCCUUCUCGAUGCAAUGAAUUUGAAGAACGCAAACGGUAAAUCGAUGGAAGAGGCGGUCAAAGUUAAUAACGUAACUCAAAAUGGGAACACCCUUGCGGCUGAACCAAAUUAUUCAACAUUGGGAGAGCCAAUUGGGGGAUCUACAUCGCCUGGCACUAAUAUAUUUGGGCCCAUCCAAGACCUUAUGUCUAGUGGCUGUUUCGGGCCUUUCCCUAAUACAAUACCAAUUCAAUUUUCAUCCCCAGCAGCCCAUAUUGGUGACUCGGUAUCUGGUAGUGAAUCAAACACUAGUGGAUCAAAACCCAGGAAACGCAAGAAAAUUAAAACUAAUACUCGUUCAUCACCACAUCUUACUCAACCUAUUCUAUUACCUAAUUUACCCAUUCCCUUUCCUAAUACACAACCAAACCGUCAAAUUGAUCUUAAUGCAAAUCCAACAGUUAAUUUAACUACCCAGUCGGAGACAGAAACUCAUCUUUCUACUCCGAUUACUGAUUAA
Messenger RNA from Lactuca saligna, 1560 nucleotides. NCBI's taxonomy places the organism in Eukaryota, Viridiplantae, Streptophyta, Magnoliopsida, Asterales, Asteraceae. The record is from the annotation of a GenBank genome assembly.